Messenger RNA from Nematolebias whitei (Rio pearlfish), 5682 nucleotides. RefSeq lists its product as uncharacterized. The coding region runs from base 1 to 5682 and encodes 1893 amino acids. Gene Ontology annotation, biological process: immune response; toll-like receptor signaling pathway; inflammatory response. Lineage: Eukaryota; Metazoa; Chordata; Actinopteri; Cyprinodontiformes; Rivulidae. Gene Ontology annotation, cellular component: membrane. The record is from RefSeq and is a predicted model, not a curated record. The transcript is spliced from 6 exons. Gene Ontology annotation, molecular function: protein binding; transmembrane signaling receptor activity.
AUGGCUAACACAGGAAUUUUGUCUUCACACUUCAUUCUGAGACUUCUUUGUCUACUGCUUCAUAUGAACUCCUUCAGGGCUUACUCACUAAAAAACUGCACUAAAACUUAUCAGGAGAAUCUGUCGGCUCAUGUUGUUUUGGACUGUUCAAACAGAAACCUUGAGAAUAUCCCGGACGACCCCCCUAAAGAAGCUGUUUCAUUAAAACUCAACAGGAAUCUCCUUCAGAAAAUUAACAAAAAGGAUUUUUGUGGCAUGUCAAAACUGAGAAUUGUGAAUCUAGAAGAUAAUAAAAUAGUUUUUGUGGAUGAUGGGUCUUUCACUGAUCUGAGUUUGCUGGAAACACUUGUCAUUAGCAACAACAAACUGACUAACCUGACAAGCAACAUGUUUCAGGGUCUGUCCAACCUCACUGUGCUUGACCUCUCUUACAACAAGAUUUACUUCAUUAAUAACUCAGCCUUCCAGUUUCUGAGCAACUUACAAUCUUUGGAUUUAAGUGAAAAUAUGCUCCAGCAAAUCACCAAGAUUCAGCCCAUCCUACAGCUACCACAAAUACAGAGGCUUGCUCUCACUUCUAAUCAGUUUUCUUCUUUUGAAACUAAAGACUUGCCACUAAAUCUGUCCUCAAGUCUAAAAGAGUUGAGUAUUUAUAAUUUUGAAGUGAAAAAUUUCAGCAUCACAACACCAAUCUUUCCUUACCUCACAAAAUUGGAUCUUUCAGGAUAUGGACUUCAAGCUCACAUAAAAUGGGACAUUCCUGAUAAAACCUUUCUGAGGAACAUAACACAGCUUUACUUUAGGCAGCAAUUGCUGUCACUUGAAGAGAUGCAAAAAGUCUUGCAGAGUUUCAGCUCGCUGAGACAUCUGAGAUUUGGACUGUCGGAUGAGUUGAUGACAGAAAGACUGUUUUUGACAGUCUGCAAAAUUCCAUCAUUAAGGAGACUGGAUUUGUUUGACAACAAUCUUGACAAUCUGACUCGUCAACUUUCACGUUGCUCUCAGCUCACAGAGCUUGAUCUAUCUUCAACCGGAAUAACUGAACUGCAAAAAGGUUGCAUAUCAUCAAUGACACAUCUCUGGUCCCUGAAUAUGAGUUUCAACCUGCUCGUCAACGUUCCAUAUGAUGUAAGACGCCUCCCCUCCCUCAAGAUCUUGAAUCUGAAUUCGAAUCGAAUUUUUGAGUUGACCUGUGAGGCUUUUUUAAAUGCAACACAUCUCACAGAGCUUUCCCUGAGCGAUAACCGCAUUGCUAAACUGGAUAAGUGUGUUCUUGAACAUCUUACUGAUCUAAAACUCUUAGAUCUGAGUAAAAAUCUGCUAAAGAAAUAUGGAAACAUCUUCAGUGUUGCCCUCCAGAAACUCGAGGUUUUAGAUUUGGCCUACACUGGUAACUCAUUCCUGAAAUUCUGUGACUUUCAAACUUUAGAAUCCUUGAAACAAAUGAAAGCUGGAAUGUACUUUUUCGGAAGGGGAAAAGAUAAAAAAAAUCAUGGGUGGAAUAAUGCCAACAAUAAAUCAAACUACAAUGGUUUGCAGAGCUUGGAAAAUCUUACAAUAAUACUUAAUGUUGAAAGCACUUUCAAAAAUUUUCAUUCAAACUAUGGUAAGUUUAUUUUCCUCUUAAAAUCUUUGAAAAUACUCACAGUGGUUUGCAAUGUAGAUCAUUCUGGCAUUCCAUUUGAUGUUCCAAUAGAUAUGCUCCGAACUAUGGAACAUUUGGAGUAUUUUACAGCUAUAAAUGUGUAUGCUUACCCUCUAGAUGUGAAAACAUUUCAGUUCAACCCACGUCUUAAGAGUCUGACAUUAGCUAAAACGGACUUGUCAAAACAAAAUCCUGAACUAUUUUUAUCAAUCCCAAACCUGCAGAUUCUUGAUCUCUCAAGGUCUGAGCUCAAGUCUUUGAAUUUCCUGGUGCAUGCCAAUCUUACUGCUCUCAGAUAUCUGAAACUGACUAAUAAUGAGAUCAAUGUGAUUAAUGAGGUAGUCUUCAGCUUCCUGCCCUCUCUAACAUACCUGGACCUGAGCUUCAACCAGUUCACCUGUGAAUGCUCAAAUGCAGGUUUCAUCCAGUGGAUAAAGGACAACAAGCAAACACAGGUGGUAAAUGCUCAUCAGUAUAAAUGUUCCUUUCCUGUGGACAAACAAGGAACCUUGUUACUAGACUUUGAUGUCCAGUCCUGUUGGAACGACGGCAACUUCUUUUACUUCGUCUCCAGCUCAUGUCUGGUUGUUCUGGCUCUCCUCACCUCUUUCAUCUACCACUUCCUGAGGUGGCAGCUAGCAUACACAUUCCACCUCUUCAUGGCCUUUCUCUACGACAGCAAGAUGAGGAAGAAGGGAGAUCCUCAUCAGUUUGAUGCCUUUGUGUCCUACAACGUCCAUGAUGAGGACUGGGUUUACAGAGAGAUGCUUCCAGUUCUGGAGGGAGAGCAGGGCUGGAGACUCUGUCUGCACCACAGAGACUUCCAACCAGGUAAACCCAUCAUGGAGAACAUCACUGAUGCCAUUUAUGGCAGCAGAAAGACCAUCUGCGUGAUCAGCCGCCAUUACCUGCAGAGUGAAUGGUGCUCCAGAGAGAUCCAGAUGGCCAGCUUUCGCCUGUUUGAUGAACAGAAGGAUGUGUUGAUCCUGCUGUUUCUGGAGGAGAUCCCUCCUCAUUAUCUGUCUCCAUACUACCGCAUGAGGAAGCUGGUAAAGAAACGCACCUACCUGAGCUGGCCUCAGGCUGCACAACACCCAGGAGUCUUCUGGCAGAAUGUCCAGAGAGCUCUGCAGACAGGAGACGCUCUGACUGAGGACACAGACCUGCUGACCGGACCAACAGGACACAUGGCUGCCGUUGGAAGUUCGUCGUCUCGCUUCGUUUUGAAACUUCUCUUUCUCCUGAUUCAUUUUGUCCCCUCACUGACCUUUUCACUAAAGGAUUGCAACAUAGAUUAUCAGGAAAAUCCAUCUUCUGAUGUUUCUUUAAACUGCCAAGAAAGAAAACUUACAGCUGUCCCGGAGGAGAUCCCCCAAAAUGCCGUUUCAAUACAGCUCAGCCAUAAUCUACUUGAGGAAAUUAACAAAGAGGAUUUUUGUGGCUUUUUAAAUCUGAGAAUUCUGAACUUAGGAUCAAAUCAAAUUGUUUCUGUAGAGGACGAAUCUUUCUUCAGUUUGGUAUCACUGAAAACGCUAAGCAUGAGCUUUAACCAACUGACCAAACUGACAAGCGGCGUGUUUAAGGGCCUGUCUAACCUCACGGUGCUCAACCUCAAUUCCAACAGCAUUCAGUUCCUUCAUAACUCAGCCUUCCAGUUCCUGAUCAGCUUGCAAACCCUGGAUUUAGGUUGCAAUUUGCUCCAACAGAUCAGUGACCUUCAGCCGAUCUUACAGCUACCACAGAUACAAACGCUUAACCUCGAAUCCAAUAACUUUUCUUCCUUUGAAACCAAAGAUCUGCUGCUGAAUAUCUCAAAUCUUAAAGAGUUGCAACUUCCUAGUGAUACCCUGAAAGUUUUCAGCAUCACAACUCCAGUCUUUCCUUACUUAGAAAUGAUAACCUUCGAUACGUGUGGAUUUUGCUCUAACCUUGAAUGGGACAUACCCGACAAAACCCUACUGAGGAGCAUAACGCAGUUGUGUAUUGCCGGGUCUGUUCUUUCCUUUGAAGGGGCCCAAAGAGUCCUGCAGAGUCUCGACUCACUGACGCAUCUCACGUUAUAUCCAUUGGACAACUGGUUGAAGAAUGGAAUCUUCUCUACGAUCUGCAAAAUACCAACUUUGCGGAAGCUGGAUUUGUCCGGCAACAUCCUUUACAAUUUGACUUUUAAACUUGCACCUUGUUCUCAGCUCACAGAGAUAGACCUGUCCAACAGCUGGGUUACUGAAAUGCCGAAAGGCUCCAUACAGUCAAUGAAGCAGCUGCGGUCCCUGAAUGUGAGUGAAAACCGACUCGUUGAGGUGCCAGUUGACAUCAGGAGCCUCAGCUCUCUUGAAAUCUUAAAUAUGAAUAACAAUCGUAUCUCUGAGUUGAACUGUGAGGACUUCAGGGGCGCGAUACAUCUGAGAGAGCUUUCUCUGAACAGUAAUCGAAUCAUUCACAUUGAUAAGUGUGUUGCUGAGCAUCUUACUGAUCUAAGGCUGCUAGAUCUAGGUAACAAUCAUAUUACAGAUUAUGACGACUGCUUUGAAAUUGCCCUGCAAAACCUUGAAAUCUUGGACUUGAGCUACAACGUGAUAUUUUAUCAUGAAGCAGAGGAGUUCCAAGCGUUAGAGUCUCUGAAAUAUUUGACCGUGGGAACAUAUUUUAUUAUGCAAGCAAAGCAAAACGAUCACGGAUCAAACGGUCUAGAUGUUUUUCUGUCUCAUGAGCAUGACUAUGAAGCUGCUUUCAGAGGUUUGCAGCACUUGGAAAGUCUCACGGUAUACUUGUACGCUGACAAUGUUUUCAAAAUUCCUCAUGCAACAAAUGAUGAAAAUUAUUUCCACUUCCAAUCCUUGAAAACCUUCACAGUGAUCUGCAGAGGUGAUCGCCAAGGCGCAAGCUUUGACAUCCCGCAGCAAAUGCUCAACGCUAUGGAAAAUUUGGAAGUUUUAAAAGCAGUGAAUAUCUACAAUGAGGCCCCACACAGAGAGACAUUUGAUUACAACCCACAUAUCACAAAUCUGACAUUAACAAAGUCCAAUUUAAAAGAUAUGGACCCAAGAAUAUUUGUAACUAUCCCAAAGCUGCAGAGUCUGGAUCUUUCAGAGACUAAUCUCAUAUCUUUGGAUUUUCCACUUCAGGCCAAUCUUACUGCUCUCAGAUAUCUGAAAGUGACUGACAAUGAGAUCAAUGUGAUUAAUGAGAGUGUGUUCCAGUUUCUCCCCUCUCUAACAUACUUGGACCUGGACAAUAACCCGUUCACCUGUGAAUGCUCAAACUCAGGUUUCAUCCAGUGGAUCAAAGAAAACAAGCAAAUACAGGUGGUUAAUGCUCAUCAGUAUAAAUGUUCCUUUCCUGUGGACAAACGAGGAACCUUGUUACUAGACUUUCAUGUCCAGUCCUGUUGGAACGAUGGCAGCUUCUUUUACUUCAUCUCCAGCUCUUGUCUGGUUGUUCUGACUCUCCUCACUUCCUUCGUCUACCACUUCCUGAAGUGGCAGCUAGCCUACACAUUCCACCUCUUCCUGGCCUUUCUCUACGACAGCAGGCGGAAGAAGGGCGAUCCUCAUCAGUUUGAUGCCUUUGUGUCCUACAACGUCCACAAUGAGGACUGGGUUUACAGAGAGAUGCUUCCAGUUCUGGAGGGAGAGCAAGGCUGGAGACUCUGUCUGCACCACAGAGACUUCCAACCAGGUAAACCCAUCAUGGAGAACAUCACUGAUGCCAUUUAUGGCAGCAGGAAGACCAUCUGUGUGAUCAGCCGCCACUACCUGCAGAGUGAAUGGUGCUCCAGAGAGAUCCAGAUGGCCAGCUUUCGUCUGUUUGAUGAACAGAAGGAUGUGUUGAUCCUGCUGUUUCUGGAGGAGAUCCCUCCUCAUCAUCUGUCUCCAUACUACCGCCUGAGGAAGCUGGUAAAGAAACGCACCUACCUGAGCUGGCCUCAGGCUGCACAACACCCAGGAGUCUUCUGGCAGAACGUCCAGAGAGCUCUGCAGACAGGAGACGCUCUGACUGAGGACACAGACCUGCUGACCGGACCAACAGUAUUCUGA